GCGGUAGUGGUUGUAAGUGGAGAGAAAUGGCACAGUCCCAAAACAAAAGUUUUUGUAGUGUUCCCGGUUGCUCGUGUGGUGCUCAGAAACAGCCCUACCUUUCAUUUCAUUCUUUUCCAACUGAUCCGGACACAAGACAACGUUGGAUCCAGGCAAUUAGACGGGAUGAAGGUCCUAACUUCCGAAUAAGGAAAGGCAGCACGUACGUCUGUAGCAGACACUUCGUUGCAGAGGAUUUCAUUGAAGGAUCAGCAGUUAGCCGUCUGAAAAGUGGAGUUGUCCCUAGCCUCUUUGCCUGGAAUAACUUCACUCCAGCACUUAAAAGGGAGUCUCCCUUGGAAAGGGCUAAUAAAAGGCAACUUGUACCUUCCCAGCCGGAAAGCAGCAUUGAAGCUAAGUCUGCUAAAAAGGAUCACGAUUACGUCGCCCAUCCACCCACAGGUGCACUUGAUGAGGCACUUAAUUACAUUGAAGAUCUGGAGGCCCAGCUACAAAAGGCAGCUUUACCAUCGCCUAUGCUCUUCAGUCGUUUUUGUGCGUCAGAUGAUCAGAUCCGUUUUUACACAAAAUUUCCAUCAGACUGUGUAUUCAGGAUCUUCUGGGAAUCUAUUGCACCAUCCGCUUCUCGACUGGUGUACUGGACCAAAGCACAGAGGAUUGGAAACGAGAUCUGUCCUGAACCCAGCCCCCCACGCUCCAUGCCAUUAAUUGAUGAGUUCCUGAUGUACUCCUUUCGUGUUGCUGUUGGGAUGAAGGAGCAGCUCAUUGCUGACAUGUUUAAUGUGAGCAUUGCCACAGUCAGCAGAGUUACCAUAACCUGGGCUAACUAUCUUUUUAUUGUGCUCUCAUCAAUUAACAUGUGGAUCAGCAGGGAGAAAGUAAAUGCAAGCAUGCCACCCAAAUUCCAAAAAUACUCUCCAAAUGUUCGGGUCAUACUGGAUUGUACCGAGAUUGCUCUGGAGACAGCAUCAUCCCUCACCUUACAGUCCGAGAUGUUCUCCAAUUACAAAAACAGAACCACUCUGAAAGGGCUGAUUGGAGUCGCUCCCUGUGGUUUGGUGACAUUCAUCUCACCUCUGUACACUGGCUGCAUCUCUGACAAGGAAAUCACAAAAAUCUGUGGAAUCCUUCCUCUCCUGGAGCCAGGAGAUGAAGUCAUGGCAGAUAAAGGUUUCCUUAUUGAAGACCUACUUGGUGAGAUAGGAGCUAAACUCACCAUUCCACCUUUCCGGCAUCCUGGUCAGUUCAGCAAGGAGGAAACAGAAGAGACUCAAGCCAUUGCCCAUCUGCGGAUCAUUGUGGAGCGAGUGAUAGCUAGAGUUAAGAGUUUUCACAUAUGGGACUCCCCUGUGCCACUCACUCUUAUUGGAACUGUUAAUCAGAUCUGGCACAAUUGUUGUGUGCUGGUUAAUUAUCAAGGGCCAUUUUGCCUUGAAGAGUAAAACAUACCAAAUAAUUGUAAAUAGUUAAAUUCAAAGUUUUUUGUUGUCAUGUUUACUGUUGUUUUUUUUGACUGGUAAAUACUUCAGAUUUUCAGUUAAUGUUGUAAAUUAAAACCACUUGAACAAAAUGCCAAAUGUUUUAUUUCAUUUUUCUCCAUAUUAUGCGGCUAUCGGUAUACAUAUUUCAUAAAUGUAAAACGUUGGACUAUUAACAGUUGACCUGCUGUGACAUAUGAAACUUCAGUUCAGUCAAUUCAAGCACUGAAACUUUAAACAUUUUCCAAAAAAAAAA
Molecule: messenger RNA, 1734 nt
Organism: Oryzias melastigma (Indian medaka)
Lineage: Eukaryota; Metazoa; Chordata; Actinopteri; Beloniformes; Adrianichthyidae
Exons: 2
Coding region: 27-1442 (471 amino acids)
Source: RefSeq, a predicted model, not a curated record